AUGGAAUCAAUCCUCGUCGGUACCGUUGAACAAGAUCAAGAUCGAUUUUUCGCUGUCAGAUUAGGGCAGCAGCCAUAUCGAACCUUUGUUCUCCACUUGAGCAAUUUCCCUCCAAUCAAUUUCCCAAUAUAUCGAGGAGAUGUUCUGGAAGUCAAAGUGAACGCUAAUCGAGGGGUCGAAGCUAUUUUGAGAAAAAGGGGGAGUUUCGAAAACGGGCGCUCCUACUUUCAGGUACCUUUGUUUGUAUUGAAGCCUUCCAAAUAUUUUUCAAUUACGAUUUUCAGGCGGAAGCCAUGCACAUCGAUAACGUUAUAACUACUCGUAGCGGUAAGCUAGAAUUUUUUACACGAUUAGGUCUUAACUUUCAGAAAGUAUAAAAAUAACUGACCCGGAUGGAAUCCACACAAAUCAACUUGGAAUUUUCACCGUUGGUUUUAAAGAUCGAAUUGACAAACAAAAUGAUCACCUCACGACUUUUUAUGCCGUUGAAGUGAGCUCCGUACUUUUAAAUACUUGGGAAUAUUAUAUUUUGUAGGUUGACGCUCAAGGUGAAAUUUUGAGAAAGAAACAGCCAGUUGUCCAGAUUCCUAUGACAGUUUCAAACGUAAGCUUAACGAUUUUUUCCUUUUUUGAGAGCCAUUUGCGCGAUCUUGCAACAUUCUGACGUGUCUGCGCUCUCUUGUCUCUCACAGCAACGCGAGAACGAGAGAAGAAGAGAGCAUUUCAUGAGAAGUUACUGUGAGUGAGGAGAGGGAACAGACAAUCAAAAAAUAUAUAUUCCUGGAAAGUGUUUCAAGAUCGAGUUUGAUGGAUAAUUCACCUUUCACUGUUCGAAAAGCUUCAUUUAGAACUUCCAAUCCACUUUGGCUCUGGUUACAACGGCGGGAAAAGGGAUGGCAUUCAUGGUCACACUUGAUAAGAAGCCGUACCGAACAAUUGUCGCUUUCUUCUCCAAGAUCCAUACUCCUUUCAAUUUGGCGCCUGGCCAAAUUAUCGACAUUGAUUUCACCGAUGAAGGACAUGUUACUGCUGUCAAAAGCCUCAAAAGGACUCUUGAAACCGUUGGAAAGUGUUUUAAAGUAUUUUAUCUACUAAGUAAAGGUUUAAUGAGGGAAUUUUCAGGUGGAGGCCAGCUACAGGAACGGCGUCCUCUAUUCAGAUUACUGUAGGAUUCAUUGUUUUUAUACUUUCUUAUGAAGAUUACUUCAGGCUCUUUUGAAAUCGAAGAUCCGAAAGGUGUCGGCAGAUCUAAUAAUAUUGUCAUGUUCCGCUGUAAUAACACGAAGGAUGCCAUCCGCAGGACGGAUAUCAUUUUAGUUGAGGUGAGUUGGAUGAAAAUGUUUUUUUUGAAUCAAGAAUUCAGAAGUGAAAGUUUGAAUCUAUUUGAAAAUUUUCAGCCUGAAACGGACAACAAAAAAGUUGAUAGAUCAUCUCAAGACUCGGUUAGUUCACCUUUCCUCACCUAUAACUUUCUCAUUCUUGCAGAUAAGCGAUAUUGGCCGAUCAAACAAUUGUUCCCCAAGAAAUAUUCCUGAAAUAGUUUCGAAACUUUCUGAUCGUUGAUACAGGUUGAUGAAUUUCAGCCCGAGGAAGGAGCUCCACCCCCUUACAGUGCAAUUUAUGGAGGAGCAGAUCGAAAUGACGCGGGUGCACUUCCGAGAAAUGCACCUUUCGAAAAUGAGGUCUAACUUGGAUUUGAGAAACUAUCCGUUGUUUGGAGAGGUCCUAGGAACGCCAGAGAGGUCCCUAGUUGGGUUGGUGAGAAAAAAAAAAGCGGCCAGUUUAGGAACAAAAUGGUGCUCCAUAUUAUAUAGGGUAAAAUGGUCUCUAAAGUGGUUUAGGGUCCGACUCCUAACAAGGCAGGUCAUUUUACUUUGCGAUUAGGAUUUUCCUGGAAAUCGGCCAAGAAACUUUUUGAUGUACCAAAUGAAAAUCCUGAAAGUCGCAACCUGCACAACUGCCUAGUUUCCGAGAAAACCUCAAAAUCGAUUCAAAAAAAUAGACUGUUCUGAGGCUUUAGACCCUUAUUUCUCAUGAACAAGGGAGCUGUGCAAGUUGAGACGUUCAGGAUAUUUUCUGGUACAUCAAGAAACUUUUUGGUCAACUUCCAGGAAAAUCCCAACCGCAAAGUAAAAUGACCUACCAUGUAAGCCUCUCGACCUGCUCCUCAUGGUGGUGCUCAAUUUCAUCUAUUUUAUGAUCUGAAAGUGAAAAAACCGUACUGAAUGAAACUUAAAGGCAUAGGGGCAGUAAAAAAUGGGGUUUCAGGUUAAAGCAGUAUCUUAUAUAGUUUUUUAUUGCGAAUCGAACGGUGUACUCAAAAAAAUUACAGGUGUGACUAAUUUUGAAAAAAGCUUUGGAUCGGUAUGCAGACAAAUGUUUACAGUAGCCGUGCACGCGAUGUUGCGGACGUCUCAUUAGAUUCGCAUUCUGUGAGAAAUAACCGGAUUUCUGCUUCAAAUCAAGGGAUUCUUCUCUGAAAAAUCGAUUUAGAAAACAGAAAACAGACACCGAUAAUGAAGAAAACACAAAUAAUCGCUGUCCCACUCGAAACCUGUGUAAAAUCAUCAUUUUUCACCAGAAAAGCAUUUUUGCGAUCGAAGUUUGCAAAUUAUACAUGAAUAGAAAGCUUUUGUGACGAAAAGAACUUUGGUGACAACAGAAAAAAUUAAAAAUCGAAAGAAAUUAAGAAAAAAGCGAAAAUCCAGAAGGUGGCGAGGCCUGUUGUCCAUAGAGCAACUUUACUGCAAGGCGCCCUUUUCGCGGGAACUCAAGCUUUCUUUUCUCCGACUUUGAAUUAUUUUUUCUCCAAAACUAGGAACUUCUGUACGUUUCCAAGUUUACCGUUCGAUUCGCAAUGAAAAGCUCUACAAAGUACUGCUUUGAACUGAAACACCGUUUUUUUCUGCCCCUAUGCCUUUAAUCGAUUAUUUUUCUGUUAAUAUUCUUCUUUUCAAAUAAAGCUUAUUCAAUGAGUUUUUGGCUUAAAAGUUCUUCUUCUCAUAAGGCUGCAACAAAAAAUAACAAUAAACGAAAAAUGCCCCCCUAGGUUACUAUCUAAAACCCUAAGAGUGCUCACUUUCGUGAGCUUUAGUAAUUCCUACAGAGGGAAGGUAAGGUGUUUCCUAGAGGGGAACCUUCAGGUACCACAAGUUUGCCUAUCUGGGAACUACUCUGGCAUUCAAAAAAAAAAAAGUCACUUGAAACGAAAAGCGUUAUGUAGGCCUUAAGAAAUUAUGUUAUUCAGGAUCCAACGGUUCGUAACCGAGAUAUUCAGCCAGCUUUAGCAUCACCUACAGAAAAACCGAAAAGAGUGAGAUUUCUUGAAGCCAAGAACGUCUUCAAUAACUUAGAUGAUAGGGUUGUUGAUCAAUUCAACCCCUCCGCUUAUGAAACCCUCCGCAAGUAUUUCAACCAAUAAAAAGCCGAAAUAAACUCAUGGAAUGUUAAGAAAAAAACAAAAAUAAAGAAGUUAAUCUAAUUAUUUCACAUAUACUUACCAUCAACCGUUUUAUAUGAAAAUAAGUGUAGGGACCGCAGACGAAUUUUCAAAAAUUUUUUUUCAGCAUUGAGCUUUGUAUGGUUUGAUAGCUGUUUUGAUUCAAAAACUUAGAACCGUUUAGUUUUUUUCAAAAAAAGAUUGAGGAUGAAAAAAAGUUAUGACGAAAAAUGUGGCGCGUCGCGCACUAUUUUUUUAGUACUGAAAUUUUUGGUAUUAUCCAUUUUUGACAUUUUCUCGAUUUUUUUCUUCUAGAACAAGUUUUUGACACUGGUCUAUUAUGAUGUAACAAAUCAUAAUAGAGUGCUAAAAUGAUGAAUAUUUGCUAGUUUGCCGAAAAAGUCAGUAUUUUCCAGAAAACAAAAAACUGACGCUUGCGGGCAUCGAACUCGCGACCUCAAAAUGAAAAAUCGCAGCGCACGCGCUGCGCCAAGCUGUUAGGUCCAACUCGGGGAGCUUCCAUCCGCCAUACCCUUGAGCCGUUUGAAUAGCACAGAUUGCCUAUUUCAAAAAUAAAAAUUUGAAGUAAUUAAGCUAUUUUUAUUAGAAUAUGUUCGCAAAUCUUUACUCAAACUUUUCGUGAGAAAUUCACUUCGAAAAAAACUGUUUUUUUAGUGCUUUUUGCCUCGUUUAAUGAUCGCUGCAUUAAAAACGGCCCCGUAAAUUUUUUUGGCAAAGACGAAUUUUUUUCAUUUUAUUCUUAAUUGAAAGAUUUUUUUACUAAUAAAUGUAUAUAAUCAUUUGAAAAAAACCUGCGUUCGACCGCUUUCUGUGUGAUAAACGCCGCUAAUUUUUGUUCUCUAGUUUCAAGAGCAUUUUUGCGUAUUAAACAACUUUUUUUCAAGCAAAGAUUCUGUAGAGAAAUAUUUAAGUAAGCCCAUGAUCUAAAUUUUGAAAAAAACAAAAAAACUCGAUUAUAUUCGCUUAUUAACGAUAUUUUGAAUUAUGACUUUCGGCACUCCCUAAAAAUUUUUUUGGCAAAGACGAAUUUUUUUAUUUUAUUGUUUUAAAAUUACCGUUACUUGAAUCAAAAAUCAUUAUUUAAAAAGAGUGCGUUCGACCUGAAAAACACAUGAAAAAAAGCAAAAAAACGACAAAAUUUUUUUAGUUCCAUUCACGUUUUUUUGUACGACAUUCCGCGAGAACGCAUCAAAAAAAGCUUGAAAUAUUUUUUUAAACGAAAGAGGAAGCUUUUUCUGUACAUGUAUGUCAAAAUUUAUUAUCCAGUUCCACAUAUUUUGCAACUACAGCAAAAUGAAAGUUGAAAACCAAAAAAAAGCCACUUUUUCUAUCGCGAAAAGGGGCGUGGCUUUGCGGUCCCUAAAUAAGUGUUACCCUUUUUGAAAAAGGCUUUUUCUUCGUUUUCACUAGAUAUGUUGAUUUUUGCUGUUAUCGUUCAAACUCAUUAUAUAAACUUCUCAUUUCAAAAGUUGUCGGAUCGCAAUAAGAAUUGUAAUGGUAUAAGAAUAAAAAAAUUUUCAAGACUGAUCUACAGGCCAAAAAAAUAUUAUUAGAGCGGUGCGUAAGUAUUACAAAUUUUCCUUUACUUUUUUUCUUUUUAUCUCAGAUAAAACAGACAACAAAAAUUUGAUGUAUUCUCCAUCCGCAUCGAUUUCUUAUUUAUAUUUAUAUUUAUUUAAACGUACGUGAAAAAAAUGUUCAUUUUGUAAGAAAAGAAAGGGCGUCGCGACAUUGCACCGUUGCACACAGCCAAAUUGUGCUAAUUCACCUCAACACUCGGUAUUUUACUUUUCCUCGCCUGUAAAUUUCUUUUUUAAUAAUAAUAAUUUAUUGACAGAUCAGCGUGAACCCUAACGAGUUCACUUAGAUCUAUAAUUUAAGAGAAAAGAUUAUAAAAUUAUACUGUAUAAUUAUACAUCAUUUGAGACUUGGAGGAAUAGAUAAGGAGAUCUCGUGUUAUGAUAGAUUGACAAGUAAACUUUUUGAAGGCUUGGAGUGGUGGCUGAAAUGAAACUUGGAGGUGAGCUUGUUCCAAAAAGGAAUAGUUUUAGAAAAAAAAAUCAUUGGAAAACUGUUUUUAUUUUCUUUUCUUUCAGGCAAAUGAUUCCGGCAGAUUGAAGAUUUGUCCUCCAAGCGAUAUUCCUGAGGUGAUUAUUGAGAUUUUGAAGCUUUUUUAAAAUUGACUCAUGUUUAGAAUGUCCAGCCCGGAGAAGCAGCUCCACUUUCUUACAGUGAAAUUGUUAAAAGAGGAAAAUAUCCAAAUAGUGCGGGCGCACUCCCGAAAAGAGCACCCUAUAAAAAUCAGGUUAAAUCAGAAUUUACAAAGUUCCCCAGCUUUUGAGCAUUUAAGUCAUUAGUAACGUAAACAUGGUAAGCCUUGAAAAAUUGAAUUUGCAGAACCCGCCGGUCCGUGAGAAAGAGCAGAAUAAUUACGAGCCAGCUGUACCAGCUCCUCUUCAAGAAAACUUCCUUGAAGCUAAUUAUUUCAUGUGGUUAUCACUUAUAUUUAUUAUCCUUGCAGUUUUAUCCAAAUUUUUUGGAUUUUAAUAUGAUUUUGAAUGUGUUGUGGAAUGCGGAAUCUCCGUAAAACUACACACAACUCAUGUGCGCGCUAGCGUACAUUGUUACUGCGUAGAACUCCUCAGGCACUGACGGCGCGUGUUUGUUGCCAAAAGUGCGCAUGCGCGCCGCCUGCUGCGCGCACGCGCGGGGUGUCUUUUUUGUUUUUUAGCUUUUUAACUAAUUGAAAAGUUAUAAAUUUAAUAUUUUUCUGUUCAUCUCUUAAUAUUGCUCUGCACCAGUUCAUAACAGUUAGAUUGCACAAAAAAAUUUGAAAUAUCAAAGUUUCACUUGGCAAUCAUAAAUCUGUUCGAAAGUGCUCGGAACAACUUUAAAACGUGAGCAGGAGCACUGGGUAGUAUCACAAAAAAAUAUAAAAAAAUAUUUAAAAAAACCAUAUUUCAGUGGAAAAGGCGAAAAAAAGAAUCAGUACCCCGCGCGUGCGCGCACCAGUGCCUGA
Caenorhabditis auriculariae is the source of this 6479-nucleotide messenger RNA. Lineage: Eukaryota; Metazoa; Nematoda; Chromadorea; Rhabditida; Rhabditidae. The record is from the annotation of a GenBank genome assembly.